Molecule: messenger RNA, 1637 nt
Organism: Anastrepha obliqua
Lineage: Eukaryota; Metazoa; Arthropoda; Insecta; Diptera; Tephritidae
Product: membrane-bound alkaline phosphatase-like
Exons: 2
Coding region: 1-1581 (526 amino acids)
Biological process (GO): dephosphorylation
Molecular function (GO): alkaline phosphatase activity
Source: RefSeq, a predicted model, not a curated record
AUGUCGCCUCAGACACAGAAGUUACACAAGCAUUGGUUCGUCGCCGCUUUGCUGCUACUGGCCAUGUUGACGGUCUAUACCACUGAGGCCUUGCCCACCUACGCUUGUGGUCUUGGAGUUGAUGAUGACGAUUGCAUAGAUGCAGCAAUGCAUCCAGAUUUACGCCCCGGCUCGAUGUCAAAUCGGGCACAAGGCAACAGUGAGCGUAAAAUUGAGUAUUGGCUGGAGCAGGGUAAAGAGUUCGUAAGCAAACAAGCAAAUGCUAAACGUAAUACGGGCAAAGCCAAGAAUAUUAUACUUUUUCUGGGCGAUGGCAUGGGGCUAACCACCUUUACGGCAGCGCGUCAGCUGCUCGGCGGCGAGGAGCAGAAACUCUCAUUUGAGAAAUUUCCAUAUACCGGAUUUUCGAAAACUUAUUCGGUCAAUACGAUGGUGCCCGAUUCGGCUUGCACUUCCACCGCCUACUUGUGUGGAGUGAAAGCUAAUCAUGGCACGAUCGGUGUUAAUGGACACGUAGAACGCAGCGAUUGCGAAGGUAUGGUCAAUACUACGAACCACGUGCACUCUAUAGCGAAAUGGGCUUUGGACGCGGGCAAAUCAGCUGGUCUCGUGACCACAACACGCGUAACACACGCCUCGCCGGCUGGUGUAUAUGCGCACGUAGCGGAUCGCGAAUGGGAGAAUGAUGCAGAAUUAGCGGCUGAUUGUGGUGAGGAGUCACUGCUGCAAGAUAUCGCGCUGCAGCUUAUGAAAGGCGUGGUGGGCAAACAAUUGAAGGUGAUACUUGGCGGUGGCAAACGUGAAUUCAUCGACUCUACGCUGUAUACAAAGGGUAAAAGAAAGGAUGGGCGCAAUUUGAUUGAGGAAUAUCAACAGCAGUCCGCACGUAAUGCUUACGUGGAGACACUUGAAGAGUUGCAGAAUUUGGAUGUGAAAUCACACGAUCGGCUGUUGGGCCUUUUCCACAGAACGCAUUUGGAUUACAAUUUAGAGGCAGAAGAAACGCAGCCGUCUUUGAAGGAAAUGACUGUGCGCGCUAUCGAAAUGUUACAAAAAGACGAUAAUGGAUUUUUCCUGUUUGUGGAAGGCGGGCGUAUUGACACAGCGCAUCACUACAAUAUGGCGGAAUACGCUUUGGACGAGACCGUAGAGCUGUCGAAAGCUAUUGAAGCAGCACGUGAAAUGACAUCGGAGGACGAUACACUGAUUGUCGUGACGGCGGAUCAUUCGCAUACAUUCAGCAUUUCAGGCUAUCAGGACCGUGGUAGCAAUAUUUUCGACGUCACGCCAAACUUAGCCACCGAUGAUAGGUCUUACUUAGCAUUGAGCUAUGCAAAUGGUCCCGGUUUCGAAGACUAUUACAAUACUGCAAAGUAUAAACGGCGCCAUCCUGAAAAAGUGGACAGCGACACCUAUCCCUCUACAGUACCUUUGGAGAGUGCAAGCCAUGGUGGGGAGGAUGUUGCUGUGUUCGCUUCAGGUCCUUGGGCCCAUCUAUUUACCGGCGUCUACGAACAGAAUACAAUACCUCAUUUGAUGGCCUAUGCAGCAUGUGUGGGGGAGGGGUUGAAGGCGUGCUAAAUGUAGAUCGAAUGCGUAUUGAUAAGGUUGUGAAUAUAAAGUUUUUAAAUUAGUUG